AAAAUCUGUCCGGAUGGAUAUUUAGGUGAGAGGUCCCCGUUUGGACAGCGAAGUCUCUUUAGCUGACAUAGCUAACCUAGCGAUCUUUUGCUAGCUAGCCCGUAAACAUCCGCACAUACCUUGGAGGGGAUUUUGUUUCGACGCUGCUAAACUUGUCACCUGUCCUUCCAACGGCUACUCAGCCAUGUCAAAACAACGCAACCCACUCAGUCCUACUAAGAACUUCUUUGCCGGGGGAUUGGAGGUGUUGUGUCUGGUUUUCGCUGGACAUCCACUUGACACCAAUAAAGGUUCGCAUACAGACCCAACCAAACCAGGUCCGGGUGAGCAUCCUCUAUAUGCUGGAACAUUUGACUGCUUCAGAAAAACCCUCUGUAGGGUAGGGUGUACGGGGCUGUAUAAGGGCAUGGCAGCUCCAAUCAUCGGAGUCACGCCUAUGUUUGCUGUUUGAUUCUUCGGUUUUGGCCUCGGCAAGAAACUGCAGCAGAACCCAGAUGACAUCCUCACAUAUCCUCAGCUUUUUAUGGCUGGCAUGCUCUCUGGUGUGUUCACUACAGCCAUCAUGGCACCUGGAGAGAGAAUCAAAUGUCUCCUGCAGAUCCAGGCGGCCUCAGGAGAGAUGAAGUAUGCCGGACCCUUGGACUGUGUGAAGCAGAUCUACAGGGAGGGUGGAAUUAGGGGCGUGUACAAAGGCACCGCUCUGACCCUGAUGAGAGAUGUGCCAGCCAGUGGGAUGUAUUUCAUGACUUACGAGUGGCUGAAGAGCAUCCUCACUCCCGAGGGCAAGAACCCAAAUGAACUGAGUGUGCCUAGUGUGCUGUUUGCUGGUGGUAUGGCAGGAAUCUUUAACUGGGCUGUCGCUAUUCCCCCCGACGUGCUCAAAUCUCGCUUCCAGACAGCACCAGCGGGAAAAUACCCUAAUGGUUUCCGGGAUGUUCUGAGGGAGCUGAUCCGAGAGGAGGGUGUGACCUCACUUUAUAAAGGUUUUAACGCAGUCAUGCUCCGGGCAUUUCCUGCUAAUGCUGCAUGUUUCUUGGGUUUCGAGGUGGCCAUGAAGUUCUUAAACUGGAUUGCACCAAACCUAUGAGCCACAUGAAAGGUCAAGGGAUCGUGACACACACAUACUGGGACUCAUGACCUCAUACUGGGACUGUUAAGGGCUUACAGACGCAGCAGAGGCCUAACACACACACAUGCGUAUGAGGGUCCGGACAUUAGCCAGUCAUCUUAGUUCUACUUCCUUAUCAUUUUAGCAAUUUUGAAGAGGAGUAGUGAUGUGCCUUAUAUCUGGCUGUGAAUUCAGUGUCUGUUCUCCAGGGAAACGCACCCUUCUGGUUUUUUGCUGUCAACCUCUCUGUUUUGCCAAUGUUGUCAGAACACCCUUUUAAGUACAUUGUACAUAAAGACACGUCAGUCAGCUUUCUGGAGUGCAUGAAGCACUCUGUGUAAUUUUGUUUUCUGUUUGAUGUACCUUGCUUUGUUCAAUUCAGAAGUGCACUAAGGAGCAGUGUCCACAUAAUGAUCACACUUGGUGGCAAAGAAAUAACCAGACAGCUAAUCCAUACUGCUGACAGAAGGACAGAUGCACGAUAACUCUUGGCACUUGUGCAUCUCAGCUCUGAUUCAUUUUCAUUUGUGGGCAUAUGCCUUUGUGUGUGCUCGCACUAGGCCAUAGGGAUUUAUUAUAGCCACAGGCAUUCACUAAAAUGUAUUUUUUCCAUUAUGUACAAUAAAACAGAUUGUUUAGGCCUCAAA
Electrophorus electricus (electric eel) is the source of this 1755-nucleotide messenger RNA. It is a transcript of the gene slc25a20, whose product is annotated as solute carrier family 25 member 20. Gene Ontology annotation, biological process: mitochondrial transport; carnitine transmembrane transport. NCBI's taxonomy places the organism in Eukaryota, Metazoa, Chordata, Actinopteri, Gymnotiformes, Gymnotidae. The record is from RefSeq and is a predicted model, not a curated record. Gene Ontology annotation, cellular component: mitochondrial envelope. Gene Ontology annotation, molecular function: O-acyl-L-carnitine transmembrane transporter activity.